This is a messenger RNA of Trichoderma virens Gv29-8, 666 nucleotides long. RefSeq lists its product as uncharacterized. The coding region runs from base 1 to 666 and encodes 221 amino acids. NCBI's taxonomy places the organism in Eukaryota, Fungi, Ascomycota, Sordariomycetes, Hypocreales, Hypocreaceae. The record is from RefSeq and is a predicted model, not a curated record. The transcript has a single exon.
AUGUCUCGCCCCUCGGAAAUCCCCUACCGCCAAAUCCGCGCCUCAUACGACCACGACCACAUCAUUGUCUACCAAGCCUACAAUGCGUCCAUCGCCGAUGCCGCCGUCAAGGCCCAGAAACUCAACGCCUCACCGGAUUUCAAUCCAGAUCGCAUGACCUGGAUCAAGCCAAGCUGGUGCUGGAUGAUGUACCGCUCCGGCUACUCUUACAAGGAUGAUGGCCAGAGCCGUAUCCUCGCCCUCAAGAUGAAAAAGGACGACUUUCUGGGCCUCUUAGCGCAAGGCGUCCUAUCGAAUCAUCCGGCGUUGCACGCCCAUGUGGACAAAGAGAGCACCAACAAGACGGCGCACGAGAAACCCGCCGACGUGAGGAUUCAGUGGGAUCCGGAGAGGAACGCGAAGCUCGAGGCGUUGCACUAUCGGAGCAUCCAGAUUGGCAUCCCGAGAGUGCUGAGCACCAAGUGGGCGGAUGAGUGGAUUGUUUCGAUUGAAGACGUUACGGAGAGGGCGAGAGAGCUCAAGAGAGUCGUGGAGGAGAACCCUGACAUUACGCUGGAUGAGCUGGUGAGCAAAGGGCUGGUGCCGGAGGAGAAGCCGUUGGAUGUUACCGAUGAUAUUUUGACAAGGCUGGAUAUGACUGUCUUGGGUGUAGCAGAAGAGCUAUGA